AAAAAAAAAAUCAAACCUCCCUCUUUCUCCGACGAUUUUCUCUCUCUCUCUCUCUCUCUCUCUCUCUGCAUCGCCUCGAUUCUUCGGAGUUGGAGACGCCGCGAUGAUUCUGCUUCAGUCGCCAUCGAGGUUUUUGCUUCAGAUCUUACAAGAUCGCGUGCUUAGUCCUGACAAGGGAGUGGACAUCGAUUGCCAAACGGUGGAAUUUGAUGAUGUUCGCUAUCACAUUCAGUUCUCUACGAGGAAUCCAAAGGUGAUGGUGUUGUCGGUUGCAUUGCCGGUCCCACCUCCAGAGGCUGUACUCUAUGACGGGCUUCCUUUCGGUGCAAUAGAGGCCAUUAAGAUGGCAUAUGGGCAGGCCGUGCAAAUUCUCGACCCUCCCAAGGAUGGAUUUGAUCUCACUAUGAAGAUCAAUCUAAAGAAGCUUCCGUCAGAUGAAGAACAAAGAAAUGCUCUUCUGGUGAAAAUUGCGUCAGUCAGAGAAGUUGUGCUAGGUGCCCCCUUAAAAGUGCUCCUGAAAUAUCUCGCAACGAAAACAGUGGCUCCUGAUGUGGAUCAGCUUGUUGCUCUUGUUCAUCGGCCUAAUGAAUCCUUUUUUCUUGUUCCUCAGGCAGAUAAAGUCACUGUUGUUUACCCAAUGAGAUUCCAGGAUUCAACUGAUAUUGUUUUAGCUACUUCCUUUUUACAGGAAUUUGUGGAGGCAAGGCGAACAGCUGCACUAAAUAACGCCCCUUCUUGUAUGUGGUCAGCGGCCCCUCCUCUUGAGUUAACGGGAGCUCCUCCUGAAACACUAACUGCAAAUGCUGGAUUUGUUACUUUUGUGGUUUUCCCCCGCCAUGUUGAAGGCAAAAAACUGGACAAAACUGUUUGGAGUUUAUUGACCUUUCAUGCCUAUGUCAGUUAUCAUGUAAAGUGCUCCGAAGGAUUCAUGCAUACCAGAAUGAGGCGCCGUGUGGAGUCAUUGAUUCAGGCUUUGGAUCGGGCAAAACCAGAUGCGGAGAAGAAGAAGUUCGUGCAAGGGAAGUCUUUUAAGAAACUGAGUUUGAAAGAAACAAGCUACACUUGAAAUUACUGGAAUCUGAAUCCCAGAAUUCUGUUCCAAAUGACCACGGCAGGACAUGAGGCCGAACUUGCAUCGGCAUUGGACUGCAAUCUUCAGUAUGUUCUUCCGGAUUAUGUUUAAGAAUGACUCAACUGGUCUAGUCUUUCAAACGAUAUAGCAAAACGGUACUCGAAUAUCACCAGGCCUCUCUCCAGCGGGGGGGCAUAUUUUUUCUGCAAAUUAGUGGGCUAGUUGAAUCAUUACAUUUGAGCACUGUCAACUCGUUCUGACAUACCGCCUGUACAAAUCGGUCUUUGGCUUGUGAUCAGGGCUUGCGAGUUUAUCUUUCUCGCUGGAGUGUUGUUAGUUAAACUAUUUUCACUCUGUUAAUUGAUGCACACUUUCAUUAACUCGCCUUAUGUGGAAUUAAGUGAACCUUUUCUCA
Molecule: messenger RNA, 1487 nt
Organism: Ananas comosus (pineapple)
Lineage: Eukaryota; Viridiplantae; Streptophyta; Magnoliopsida; Poales; Bromeliaceae
Product: actin-related protein 2/3 complex subunit 2A
Exons: 10
Coding region: 104-1066 (320 amino acids)
Biological process (GO): Arp2/3 complex-mediated actin nucleation; actin filament polymerization
Cellular component (GO): actin cytoskeleton; Arp2/3 protein complex
Molecular function (GO): actin filament binding; structural constituent of cytoskeleton
Source: RefSeq, a predicted model, not a curated record